GAGACAAGCACAAUGACAGGGAGGCGUCAACAAAGUUUCUGAGUGAGAUAACAUGGAAGACAACAACAACCAAGUGAAGAGAAAGUGCCAUCAGAAAGGGAAGAAUGGAUUUAGAACGGACCGUGUGGUUGUGCGUAAAUUCGAAAGCGCUGACUAUCCGGACGUCGAGCGCAUAUUCAUUGACGGGCUGAUGGAGAUGGUUCCGGAUACCGCGUUUAGAGGGUUAAAACAUCACCCUGAGAGCCUGCUCCUGUACGCCGCUAUGACAAUUGUUUGUUUUAUUGCGACCAAGUCGUUCUUGCUGACUUGUUUGGUGCCUCUCGCUGUCCUGUGCGCGCGCUGCUACUACAGCAGGAGAGUUGCCCUUGGUUACCUGGAGCGCGCCAAACUCACGGAUAUGGGCGACAUCGAGGGACAUUACAUGAAAACUCCAGACUCCUGUCUGUGGGUUGCAGUGCUGGAGGGCAGUGUGGUGGGUGUAGUGGCGGUCUGUGCCCUGCGGGGGGAAGCUGGCACUGUGGAGCUGCAUCGCAUGUCGGUGGACCGGCGCUGUCGGCAACGUGGGGUUGGCGUUGCCCUCGGGCGGAAGGUUCUACAAUAUGCAGCGGACCGUGGCUACCUCUCUGUCGUCUUGGGAACCACGGCCUACUCGCCGGCUGCUCACCAGCUAUACCAGACUCUGGGGUUCCGAUGCGUCGGCGUCACCAAGGGAUACGCCACGCCUGGCGUGAGCCAGUCGGUACCGGAGCAGCUCUUCUACCGGGUCAGUCAUCACCACUACCGGAAGGACAUGACCUUUCACAAUACUAACACUCACAGCCAGCAGUGAACACAGAACAGGGAUGGAGCACAGCACGGAACAGGGAUGGAGCACAGCACGGAACAGGGAUGGAGCACAGCACGGAACAGGGAUGGAGCACAGCACGGAACAGGGAUGGAGCACAGCACAGAACAGGGAUGGAGCACAGCACAGAACAGGGAUGGAGCACAGCACACGAGUGCACAUGCCGGCAAACACACACAUGAAUGCACACCACACACGCAAGCACACACUCUAACCCAACCCCCUGAGACCCUGAACUCCAAGCAUCUUGUUUCACCAUUUAGGGAAUGGAAGAAAAUCACCAGAACGUAAUGUAUGUAAUCGCUAGGUUAAAGGUAAAGAAUUGUUCGCAAAUGUACCUGUUUCCCUUGUGAUUUGAAGAGGGUUCGGUUCAUUUCCUGUUCAGACAAUUGGUGGGGAAAUUGGGUGCGUUCGAGCGCAUGGUUUAUUCAGGGUAACGCGCUAGUAGCUUAUUCCGGGGGACAUGUUUAUAUCCCAGGUUAUUGAUGCUUAAAGCAUAGCAGCGUCUCCAAUUGAAGUUUGUGCCUGUAUUAUUACAUAUGUUUAUCUGAACAGGUCUGUAGGGUAUAUCAUGUGCUUUGAAUGUUAAUUGAGCAGAUGUAGAAGGCUUUGGUAUUGCUAUAAGAAGCCUGUACUCUUUGUUUGAGGAACAGGACAGGGAACAGGUCGGCAUGCUGCUCGGGUUUGUUUGAAAUGCUCUAUUUGAUAAUUCUUGUAAAUACUUGCACAUUUUGCCGGCUAUUAUCUUCACUUGCAAAUCAAAAUACUCACACUGGACAAGAAAAAUCCAUCGACUUCGUCAGUCUCCUCACUGUUAAAAUCCUACAGUCACCUCAAGUGGGAUUCAAAUUUUUUCAGUUUUGAAUUUUCCCGCCAGAAUUUCUGGGGACCCCAUUUUUUUCGCAAUAAUUUCUCGCGACCACAACACACCCCAAAUCUAAUGAUACAACCUUCAAUCUGUACAUUUCAAUUUUCACAUCAACAAAUAACCUUCAAUUCAUUACAUUUUCAAAAUAAACAAAUAAAUAUAUUUACUCAAAUUUGUAUUUUUUUUCCCCCAAUUAACUUUCUCAACGGGUCUAUUGUCUAAUUUUAUUUUGUACUCUGUUUUUGUUAAAGAAAAAUCAAAUAAAAAAACAAUACCACUGAAUAGUGUUUCAAACAUAAACUCAUACAGAAACAUUGGUUAACUAUGUGUUAGCAUGAGCCUUAGGAGUUAGCUAGACACAUAGUAUGAUAAGUCAUUACAAAUGGCCUUUGGGAGGAAACCGUUAUCUGGAAGGCUAAAUGACAAAAUGUGUCUAUUCAUUACUUUUAAAUGUUAAAGGGGUAAUCUGUGAUUUGCUAACUCCAUUUUUGAAUGUUUAAAUUAAUUAUAUACUCUAUACUAGCUG
Messenger RNA from Oncorhynchus kisutch (coho salmon), 2238 nucleotides. RefSeq names its product N-acetylaspartate synthetase. Lineage: Eukaryota; Metazoa; Chordata; Actinopteri; Salmoniformes; Salmonidae. The coding region runs from base 53 to 829 and encodes 258 amino acids. The transcript is spliced from 4 exons. The record is from RefSeq and is a predicted model, not a curated record. Gene Ontology annotation, cellular component: mitochondrial membrane. Gene Ontology annotation, molecular function: L-aspartate N-acetyltransferase activity.